This is a messenger RNA of Miniopterus natalensis, 1076 nucleotides long. Lineage: Eukaryota; Metazoa; Chordata; Mammalia; Chiroptera; Miniopteridae. The record is from RefSeq and is a predicted model, not a curated record.
AUGAGUUCCCCGGGGGAUCAGGCCACCCCGAGUCUCCUGGACCAGUGCUCUCACGGCUUCAUGGUCUCCCAGGUUCUGUUUGCCGCCUGCGAGCUGGGAGUGUUUGACAUUCUCGCCGAGGCCCCGGAGCCCCUGGGCUCGGACGCAGUGGCCGAUCGUUUGGGCACCAGCUCCCGGGGGACAGAGCUGCUGCUGGACACCUGCGUGUCCCUGAAGCUCCUUCAAGCGGAAACGAGAGGAGGAAGAGCUUUUUAUGAAAACACAGAGCUCUCCAGCGCCUACCUGGUCAGGUCCAGCCCCAGGUCCCAGCACAACAUGCUGCUGUACAUGGCCAAGACCACCUAUCUGUGCUGGGCACACCUGGCCCAGGCUGUGAGAGAAGGAAAGAACCAGUAUCUGAAGGCGUUCGGGGUUCCCUCGGAAGAGCUCUUUACCGCCAUCUACAGGUCUGAGGGCGAGCGGCUGCUGUUCAUGAGAGGUCUGCAGGAGGUCUGGAGCGUCCAGGGGAGAAGCGUGCUCGCUGCCUUCGACCUGUCACCCUUCCGGCUCCUGUGCGACCUCGGCGGAGAUUUCUUUCAAGACCCCCUUCCGGAGGCAGAUCUGUACAUCCUGGCCAGGAUCCUGCAUGACUGGGCCGAUGAGAAAUGUGCACAGCUGCUGGCGAGAAUCCAUCAGGCCUGCAAGCCAGGCGGUGGGGUCCUGGUCAUCGAAAGCCUCCUGGACGAAGACGGACGGGGCCCCCUGACCACGCAGCUGUACUCGCUGAACAUGUUGGUGCAGACGGAGGGCCGGGAGCGGAGCCCGGCCCAGUACCGCGCUCUCCUGGCCGGGGCCGGCUUCAGGGACGUCAGGUGCAAGAGGACCCCGGGCACCUACGGCGCCAUCCUGGCCAGCAAGGAGCACCCCCUGUAGGUCUGCCGCGGCCGUGGGCACCCACACGUUGCUGUCGACGGACGGCCUCAGCUCGGGCUCUCGGUUUUCCUGCUCUGCUGGCCAGUGAGUUGGGAUUUCCGUGGACGGCGGCUGAACGCCCUUCAUUCUGUGGGUUCUGUCCUGUUUUCUUUGUAAAAAUUUAU